AUGUCGGCGAAUAUUGAGCGAGUAGGAGGUCACAGGGCGCGUGCGGUUGGGCCGCGGCGGCGCGGGGACGUUGCGCGCACGUGCUCGCGCGCGACUGCCGCGGCCGCCGCCCUCGGGCCGCCCGGAGCACGAACCGAACCGAACCGAGCCGCCCGAUCCCACCCGGCCGCCCAGCUAUUACAUCGAUUCUCCUCUCAUUUAACUAAUGUAUAU
Iphiclides podalirius (scarce swallowtail) is the source of this 213-nucleotide messenger RNA. Lineage: Eukaryota; Metazoa; Arthropoda; Insecta; Lepidoptera; Papilionidae. The record is from the annotation of a GenBank genome assembly.